Nymphaea colorata (pocket water lily) is the source of this 2251-nucleotide messenger RNA. RefSeq names its product subtilisin-like serine-protease S. Gene Ontology annotation, molecular function: serine-type endopeptidase activity. Gene Ontology annotation, biological process: proteolysis. The record is from RefSeq and is a predicted model, not a curated record. NCBI's taxonomy places the organism in Eukaryota, Viridiplantae, Streptophyta, Magnoliopsida, Nymphaeales, Nymphaeaceae.
AUGCUGCUGCCAAUAGAUGGACUCCCUAACCUGCCACUCCUGAGCAAGACACUAGAGACAAAGGAGAUGAGAAGACUGAUCUACAGAAAUAUUGUCAAAAGACUGGAUGGACAGGAUCUCCUCAUCCCAAACAGUCAGCUUAGAAAAUUUGCCACUCCAGAAAAUGCGUUUCCAAGCAAAGACCUUAUUCUUGAUGGAAUGCAACUUCCGCGAGAUCCUAAAAGCAGCCCACCUACCAUUGACGAUGUGAGCUCACUAUUUAGGGACAACAGCCACAAAGGACUCAUCACGGAGCCACCAAAGCUGAAAACGGAACCUGGCGCACCCGGAAAUGUCAUAAAUAACUUGGUGGUACUGCAAACAGGAAUAUGGCCAGAGUCCAAGAGCUUCAGUGAUGCAGGUAUGGGGCCCGUGCCUCAGGGGUUCAAGGGUCAAUGUGUUUAUGGACAGGAUUUUAUCUUAGCCAAUUGCAACAGGAAGAUCAUAGGUGCCCGCUAUUACUACAAGGGAUUUGAGAAAGAUAUUGGACAUCUUGAAUCCGUCGGUGAACUUUUCUAUCUCUCUGCCCGGGACGCUGACGGCCAUGGUACGCACACUGCCUCCACCGCCGCCGGAGCCAUAGUUACUGAUGCUACCUUCAUGGGAUUAGCCAAUGGGACUGCAAGAGGUGGGGCUCCUGCUGCCAGGCUCGCCAUUUACAAGGCUUGCUGGUUUGGCUGGUGCAGUGGUGUGGAUCUGCUUGUUGCCUUCGACGACGCUAUCGGCGAUGGAGUUGACAUCAUAUCAGUGUCAGCAGCACCGGAUCCACCACAGCCAAGCGUCUUUAGCGAUGCAUUCUCCAUUGGGGGCUUCCAUGCAUUUUUGAAAGGGAUCCUUGUGUGUGUUUCAGCGGGGGACAAGGGCCCCCUACCUGGUAGUGCUACCAACGUUGCUCCAUGGCUUUUUACUGUUGCAGUUAGCUCCAUAGACAGAAGAUUUGAAUCUGAGCUUGUUCUUGGCGACCAGGUUGUUUUGAAGGGCGAAUCACUAGCCCCUGCAGGGCUGAAUGAGUUUCAUGAUCUGAUUGAUGGACGAAAUGCAGCAGCACCUGGAAUUCCUGCUGCCAAUGCAAGGAGGCCUAUUGCAACAAUUCGGCCGCCUGUAAGUAUUCUACGAGUUGAACCAGCGCCACGGAUAGCUGCAUUUUCUUGAAGGGGUCCUAACACCAUGAAUCCUGAUAUCAUCAAGCCUGAUAUUACAGCUCCAGGAUUAAACAUCUUAGCAGCAUGGUCUCCAGUAGCAGUGAGUGGUUCUGGUGGAAGACCUGCAGACUUCAAUAUAAUCUUCGGAACUUCCAUGUCCUGCCCUCAUGUGUCUGGCGCCGCAGCACUCAUAAAAUCUCAGCACCCUUCAUGGAGUCCUGCAACUAGUAAGUCUGCCUUAAUGACAACAGCCACUCUCAAGGACAACACUGGAGGUCCUUUACUGAGGCAACCACAAGGCAUUACAGCAACUCCAUUCGACUUCGGGUCAGGGCACUUGAACCCGAUUGCGGCCCUCAAUCCUGGCCUAGUUUAUGAGUUAGACACUGAUAAUCUCAUAGACUAUGAAUGCAACACAGUUCAGCUGCUAUUUCUCAUCGGCAACAUGAUUAACUGUGCUAACCGACAAGUUCCUGCCUACAAUCUCAAUUAUCCUUCUGUUGCAGUAGCAGAGCUGAGAGGAACUAUCUCAGUUUCUAGAACUCUUACAAACUAUGGAGAAAGUGGUUCAGUUUACACAGCCACGAUUGGGCAUCUUGAAGGGGUUAAUGUUAAAGUAACACCAGACAAGCUAAACUUCACCAGAAACGGUGAAAAGCUUUCAUAUAGGUUGGAUUCUACUGUGCAGAGCCCAGGUAAUGGGGAUUUUACCUUUGGCUAUUUAACAUGGAGUGAUGGAAAACACAACGUAGGCAGUCCAAUUGCUGUAAAUGCAGUUUCAGUAUAAGAUUUUACUAAAGAAAUGUCUACAAAUUCUUCAUUUGCAUGGCUUCAUAUAUGCGUGCAUUGUUCAGAUUUGAAGAAAGCCAUUCUCAUCAGCUAUUGUAAAGAGGAUUUACAACAUAUUACUAAUGAUGUUGGCUGCUUGGUUCGUAAUUUUUGUUUCAAAGGUAUGUUUAGAACUAAAAUAAUUCAGCCUAGUUGACUUAAGGGCACUUCUUCCAUUAGGAAGAAAAUGUACCUUGCGGAGUUCCACACUUUCAGUAGUCUGGUCUGGUGGCCGACUGGGU